Molecule: messenger RNA, 1704 nt
Organism: Aedes albopictus (Asian tiger mosquito)
Lineage: Eukaryota; Metazoa; Arthropoda; Insecta; Diptera; Culicidae
Product: zinc finger protein 157
Exons: 4
Coding region: 241-1221 (326 amino acids)
Cellular component (GO): nucleus
Molecular function (GO): zinc ion binding
Source: RefSeq, a predicted model, not a curated record
UUAUCAACAAAAACAAUUAUUCAUAUAUUUACAUCCGAUGAGUUUCUCAAAUAAGUAAAUUUUAUAUUUAUUUAUUACAAGGAGGCAAAUAAAAAUCUAUUGAACUAAAAAAAGUGAAAUUAUAACAUCCGCAUUUUGAAAAGGAGCAAGUUUUCAUUUUAUUUGUGUGCAUGGUUUUUUGAUAUCAACAAAAAACAAACUAUUCUAUUGUUAACAGGAAAAAAGUGCUUUUAAUGUAACAUGGCAUCGAAAGCAACCAAAAAAUCAAAGCCAGGAAAAUCCGGAAGCGUCAACCAGAUAUGUCGGCUUUGUAUGGGAGAGAAUUCCCUGGAAAUUAUAGUCGAUCACGACGUGCUUCAUCGAUGCAUUUCAGAUUUUCUCUCAGUAAAGAUUUCGAAUCAAGAUGGCAUGAGUCAAUUUGUCUGUGCCAUGUGUCGGAAAACUUUACUCGAAUUCAAUCAGUUUUCGAUACGUUGUACGGAAGUACAAGACAUUCUGCAAGCUAAACUACGAAGCGAAACUGAACAGAAAGCUAUGCAAACUGAAUGCCAAAUAUGUCACAGGAUAUACAAAACAAAGAAACAGCUGCUGGAUCAUAUGAGGUACCAUGGACCCAAGAAACAUGUGUGCACGGCCUGUGGGAAAUCGUUUGCAAGAAAACACCAAUUGGCCAAACACAACAAUAUUCAUUCAAAACAGAAAAAUGGUAAGCAACGUAUAACUCAGUUCGAAGGACAGACGUUUACUGUACAUGAAGUUGAAAACAUAAAACCAGAACUCUAUGAAGUAGACGGUUUCUCAAUAGAUAUGCAACCACAGUUGGAUAUGACUAAGUCAAUGGCAGCUGGAACAAGCCAGUCUCGUGAACAUUAUAAUGAUAUAAUGUUGCAACAAAAUGAAAUCACCGUAGAUUCGUCUACUCUGAAUGAAUAUGGAGAAAUUACAGGUGAAAGCGCCCAGACAGGAAGAGAGGCUGAACGUCAUAUUGUCAUAGAUGAUAUAAUUGUCAUAGAAAAAGUGAAGGUAGAGCCCGAUCACGACGAUUAUCUAGUAACGUCACUUGACGAUACGUUUGCAGAAUUGGACAAAGCCAUGGAAGACAAGACCAUCAAUCAAAAUGUAAACAAUGCAAAAUAUAGCUCCACAAUGACUGUAGAUUUAGUUAGUGGAGCUUAUGUCAACCAAAAUUUCAAAGUAGAAAAAGAUAUCACAAUAAUAUGAAUAGAUAUGAGUGCUUGGAACACAUAAAUACAAUCGGAAUUCGUUAUACACGGUACCGCAAAACGGGGUAUCAUCAAUCAGUGGGCUAACUUUGAUGGGUUUGAACAUCUUAUUGACCCAAACAAACAUAUUUCAUUGAAUCCAGCUUCUGCUCAUGAAUGGUAUUUAUGUAUUUCGUAUUCUACUACAUAUUACAAUUCAUGAAAGUUGAUUUUAAUAUACAUUGAAACAAAUCGAUUUUUCCAUAACUGUAUUUCGUAACAAACUCAUUGAAAUAUGUAUUACACAGCGUAACAAAAAAUAACUUUUUGUCUGUCUCAAGAGCAAACUUAUGUGUCUCCGAAGGAUUUUGGGCCGCUGAAUCCGAAUCCGGGCUCAGAUUUGCUCUAACACGUCACAAUUUUGAGCUAUACCUCAAUUUAUAGGGCAAAAUAUGCGAUUUUGGGCUUUUUUAACUGCAAGCCAUUAAGCAAGGAAAUAUUU